Messenger RNA from Penaeus monodon (black tiger shrimp), 1645 nucleotides. RefSeq lists its product as uncharacterized. Bases 1049 to 1369 code for a protein of 106 amino acids. Lineage: Eukaryota; Metazoa; Arthropoda; Malacostraca; Decapoda; Penaeidae. The transcript is spliced from 2 exons. The record is from RefSeq and is a predicted model, not a curated record.
AUUCGUGGGAGUCUUGUGCAAAGCGUAAACCGAUUUUCGAGUAAAAAAGAAAAGAUAUACUUGAAGAAACGGUGCUGAAUGAUGCACCAUGCGAAAUGAUGACACCACUUUCUCUAAGGGCAUAUCACAGAGGCAGCUAUAAAUGAUCAUAAAAGGCGACCUUAGUGAUGGUGCAGCUACCAGAACUAUAUGAUGUCACCACAUUUAGCUGAAGAUGCGCCUUCAUAAAGCCAGUUAAUUAAAUGAUUAUUUGUGAUAUUUGCUCGAUAUUGUCAUAACUAUGGGAAAACAAAGUAAAACAAAAAUUCCACGCUUUAUCUAUGGUGACGAUGUGUUCCAUACUAUGAACAGUUGUUUGUACACGCCAAGGAAAAAAGGUCAACAGGCUAAAAGGGUGGUGCUACUUAUCUUUUUAAACACUGUAUAUAUAUAUAUCAUAUAUAUACAUAGGUUAAGAUGCUGAUAAGAAGAAAAUUAGAGGAUUUUUUUUUAUAAGAAUGGUAGCAGUGACAAUUGAUAAUUUUAAACAUAUCAGUGUAAUCAUAUUAAGUUUAUGAAAAUAAUCAUAAUGAUUCACUACCACUAUUACAAUCUGAUAAUGAUAAAGAGCAUGCAACUGUUAUUGGAAACGUUGAUGAAAAUAACAAGGCAUUUAACUCAAGGACGAUUUUUAAUAGUUAUUCUUUUCAUAUCAAUAUGAAUAGAUAUGAUCAAUAGAUAUAAUAAUUAACGUGCAGAUGGCUACUUUUGAGAACUGCAAUUUAUGUAAUUUUCGUAAUUCGUGCGUAUAUGAUAUACUUCUAUGUAUUCAUACAUUCGUAUCUAUACAAUAUAUACCAAAGGGGCAAGUCAGAGAGUUUAAAACAUUCUUCCCCUAAAAUACCCAGCGUGGCAUUUAAGGACGCAUUAUUUUCCAAACUUCUUUGCUCAUUUAACCUUGCGACUAAAACAGAGAUAACCCAGCAGCGAGUGUAGCUUCGUUUCGGCCAUAAGAAGACAUCACUGCGUCAUCUCUCAUCGGCAGAGCAGUCGGUGAAUCCUUGUGGACAUGAGGACUUUGGCCAUCGCUGUCGCCCUCGUGGCGUUUGUCGCUGUCAGUGAGAGCGGUAAUCCUGAAGCUGAUGCUGAGCCCAGCCGCAAUGGAGGCGGCUUUGAAGGCCAUGGACUCGUGUCCUACAGACCCAUGACCAGAAGCUACAGUUACGGACACUGGAAGAGGAGUGCGGAGGCUGAGGCCGAGUCCGAGGCUGAGUCCGAGGCUGAUCCAUCCCGCAUCGGAUACUGCUAUGGCAGCUAUGGGCACGUAUCCUUCAGGCCAGUGUACAGCAGCUACGGUUACGGACGCUGGAAGAGGAGUGCUGAGGCUUAGCCUGUAGCUGAGGCUGAGGCUGAGACCGAGGCUGAUCCCUCCCGCUUCGGAUAUGGCUAUGGCGGCUAUGGGCGCGUGUGCUUUAGGCCGGUGUACAGCAGCUACGGUUACGGACGCUGGAAGAGGAGUGCUGAGGCUGAGCCUGGAUUCAGCUUCGGUCGCAGCUUUGGAGGUCACAGCCGCUUCAGAGGCUAUGGCGGAAGCUUUGGAGGACGUGGUCGUUUCUACGGUUGAAGGAUUCUUUUAGGUCAAGAUGAAUAAAAUUGAGCAAAUUUA